AACCAAUGAAAACUUAGCUUAUUUGAAUAGAGUCAGAAGAGGAUUGGAUUGUCCAAUGAACGGAGUUGUUAUGAUUUGUCAGCAUUUUUCCCGCGCUUGCAACGCGUGCGACUGGCGAAACGUUUACGAUGGGCGAAACUUUGAUAGAAGAGGUCCAAUGUUCAAGAGAGAGAAUAGAGAGACAAAUAAUUGUUCACCAGCUUACACCUCCGCUCCCAACACACUUGAAGCUUCUUUUGGCAUCAACAAUUUUUUUAGUAACACUCGUCCUCGGGACUAUAGUUUAUUUUAUUUACGCUAAAUAUGCAAACGAAUGACACCGGCGAGAACUACGGACCUCUAGGUACAGGUGUCUGUUCACAGGUUUCUGAUCAAGCUGUACGAAGCGAGACAGACUUUGUCCCAAACCAGCUGGAUGCCAAAGAAGAUUCGUGUAGCACCACACAAACCUACAGUAAUAACACCGGAUCACCACCACCACUGUGGCAUGACAUUACCUUGAACAAUAAUGGCCGAAGUGACACAAGUGAUAGCAGUGGGUGUCCUGACACAUACGAAAACAUGACAACUAGGAUGGGAGAGAUUGAGAAGACCCUGGCAUCCAUUAAGGACACAGUAACAACAGCAAGUGUACGUUGCCAUCUGUUAAAUGUUGAUGUAGUCACCAUGUUCAGUCCAGAAAUGGUGGACACCCUAAGCAACGCUGUAGAACAAUGUGAAAGCUGUAUAAAAACAAUGGAAACUUCAUCACCAGAGGAUUGCUGACGAGAUCACAGCUGAUCAAAGGCAUGCUUCAGUAGACUUAAAUAUUAUAUUGAGCAAUCUAAUUUAGUACUGAGGGUAUUAUGUUCUACAGAAGUUCUAUUAUAGAAGCUUUUGUUCAAAGAACAGACAAGUAUAACAAGUGUUUUUUUUUUCCUUACAAUAGGAUAUCGCAUUCUUUCAAUAUAAACUGAGAAAACAUAUUUAUUGGAUAAGAAUUUGGCAAUGGGAUAUUAUUAUUAUUAUUUUUAAAUGAUUUUAUAACAUUGUAUGAUCUUUGAUAAACUAGGCGGGCAGCUGUUUCCACUUCUAGCCUUCUUGCUAGCAAAAUAGGAUUUACAGUGAACUGUUUCAAUCUAAAAUGGAGGCUAUUUUACUUUUAGUUCUUAACUCCAAGAGGAAGAAUUAGUACCUUCCUUAUAUAAAUUUACAGACUUCAAGCAAUUUUUGUUCAAUUAUCUAGUGGAUGCUUGUAUUGCUAAAUCUCUGAUUACUAAAAAUCCUCUGACACUUUUUAGAAUGCACACGCAUGCAUGAGAUGAAAUAUCAGAUUUGUACACUUUUAUUCCAUUUUUAAUAAAUAACACAUGUUUUAUAUACACCAAUAUCUACAGUCUCGUUUUAAAAUAGAAAAAUAUGGUUCACAUAUAUUAUACCACCUCUAUAGUGAACAACAAAUACCAGUAAUAAAAGGGGAAUUCUGACUUGUAAAGCCCACAACACUAAUACUCCAAUAAGUAGCCACUGCCACAUAAUAAAAAGAUUGUCAUCUAAAAAGCAUUCCUAGUAAGAUAAUACAUGAAAUAUCAUUAAUUCAUUAAAACAUUUGUAAAUCUAGUUUUCAAAUUGAAAACAUUACUCCUAGCAGAACCCAGCCACAAGCUCUUUGGCGGAACAGUGAAUGCUCAGGACUACACAGAGUCACAGUCCUUUGUACCUCUUACAAUACAAGUCCCUAUUUUGACACUCCACAGUAAUAACCCACGUAUGCCUGCUUAAAAAAA
Molecule: messenger RNA, 1766 nt
Organism: Orbicella faveolata
Lineage: Eukaryota; Metazoa; Cnidaria; Anthozoa; Scleractinia; Merulinidae
Source: RefSeq, a predicted model, not a curated record